Cucumis sativus (cucumber) is the source of this 1746-nucleotide messenger RNA. Its product is annotated as APO protein 3, mitochondrial. Gene Ontology annotation, molecular function: RNA binding. The record is from RefSeq and is a predicted model, not a curated record. The transcript is spliced from 4 exons. The coding region runs from base 357 to 1565 and encodes 402 amino acids. Lineage: Eukaryota; Viridiplantae; Streptophyta; Magnoliopsida; Cucurbitales; Cucurbitaceae.
GCUUUGCCAACUUAUUUCUAUCUCACCUCCCACCGUUUUGUGACUUUGCAAUCUUCAAAACCCUCUCUCUUUAAAGACUUACGCCGGGCGUAACCCCUCCUCGCCACAGCCGCUUCAGCACACCUCCUUCGGAACAUUUCCCUUCUUUCUUCCUCUCACCACCUCUACCGGAGCUGUGUUCUUAACACUACCUUUACUAAUUGCCUAUGCUAAUUCCAAUCUAGGAUCAACACCUUUACCUAGUCGUGUUACUGUUUCUCAGAUGUUUCAAACAUUGGAAUCUCUAAACAGUUCUGAAUCAUUCACACUUCGUAUUCUCAUCAUGCUUUCAGUGUAGGUCAAUAGGUAGACUUCCAAUGUUUUGUAGAAGACUACUGAAUCUUGUGAGUGAGCAAGAGUUGGCUUUACAAAGGUUUGUUGCAGCCUCGACGAAUUCGAGCAACCUUCCCUUUGUAUGGUACUCAACAAAUUGUAGCUCUGCAGUGUUACUGCAGAAGCUAAAGAAGUCAGAGAGGAAGCCAUUGGUGAAAAGUAUAAACGAACUUAAACGUGAAGCAAGAUUGAGAAAUAAGGAAAGGCAGACCGUGGAAGAGAUCUCUCUGAAGCCUCCAGCCAAUGGUCUCCUGGUCAAGAGCUUGGUUCCAGUUGCUCACGAAGUUUAUGCUGCCAUUUCUGAACUCUUGUCUUGUGUUUCAACAGUGAUUAAGAGGAGCGUUUUAUAUUAUUGCAAAGUCUGUGGAGAUGUUCAUAUUGGUGAUCCGCCGCAUAAGAUUAGAACAUGCAAUGUUGCAGGGAGCUAUCCAAACAAAGAACACACAUGGGAAAUCGGGGGAAUGCAACAUGCCUUUCCUACUGUGGAAUCUUUCCAUUUAUAUGACCGUAUUGGCAGAGCUGUUUCACAUAAUGAGCAGCUCGAAGUAGAUCGAAUUACAGCAUUAGUAGAAUUGUGUGUUCAAGCUGGUGUUGACAUCCCUGAGUACCCAACAAGGCGAAGAACUUGUCCCAUUUACAAUGUUGCUGGUAGGACUAUCGACUUUGAGAAGAGGUUUCCUAAGAAUUUUACCAUGAAGAAAGACAUUAACGCAUCUGGAUUCUGGACUGAGAGAAAAAAAUCUAGGAAGGAUACGAUAUCCAUCAGGUCUGACGAUUUAAAAGUGACUGCUGUGAGAGGCAUGAGGUUGUGGGAUAAAAUGAUUUCAGGAACAGAAAAACUCAUGGAAAAGUAUGCUGUACAAACAUGUGGCUAUUGUCCAGAGGUUCAAGUUGGGCCUAAAGGUCACCGGGUUAGGAACUGCUACGCGUACAAACAUCAGAUGAGGGAUGGGCAACACGCGUGGCAGGAAGCAACAGUUGAUGAUUUGAUUCCUCCAGUAUAUGUAUGGCAUGUUCAAGAUGUGCAUAGCACUAAGCCUCUAUCAGAUAAUCUGAAGAGGUACUAUGGUGUUUUGCCUGCAGUGGUAGAGUUAUUUGCCCAAGCCGGAGCUGAUACUCCCAUGAGAUACACUAGUUUGAUGAAGAAAGAUGUUGUAGUGCCGGAGUUAUAUGAAAUGAAAUUGGUUGUGUAAUUGUAAAUUUUAGUGAAUCAAUAGAUAUUCUGCUAGGAAAAAGGUGUUCUGAAAUUGUGAUAGCGCAAAAUACAAAGAGGAUAUGGGCUAUGGCUAAGAGAUAGGACAGGAUAGCAUAUAUUAUUCGAAAUUGAUAAAAAAAAAAGGUUUAUUUACUAAUUAUAUUUACCUUUUAAUUUCU